Pseudonaja textilis is the source of this 3992-nucleotide messenger RNA. RefSeq lists its product as uncharacterized. NCBI's taxonomy places the organism in Eukaryota, Metazoa, Chordata, Lepidosauria, Squamata, Elapidae. Gene Ontology annotation, molecular function: DNA-binding transcription factor activity, RNA polymerase II-specific; RNA polymerase II cis-regulatory region sequence-specific DNA binding. The record is from RefSeq and is a predicted model, not a curated record. Gene Ontology annotation, biological process: regulation of transcription by RNA polymerase II.
GUCAGCUCGCCCGGAGAACCGCGGUAGUAGCAGCAGCUGUGCCUCCUCCUUUUACACCGAACCCCCGACCGGCACCGCGCGGCGCUGGCGACCAGCGGAGCGAUCUCGGUCCUGCAGCCUCCUGCUUUGCUAUUCUCUCUGUCUGUCUGUGUCUCUCUUUGCUCGACCGAGGUGGGAACUCCCCUCCGGCCAAAAAAAACCACGAUCCACCAACAGGGGCUCCGCCCAGGGUCUGCGGCCAUUCAGCCGCCUCCGUCCUGGCCGAGCUAGAUGCCCUCGGGGGAUGCAGGGAGAAAGGGAUAGGCGGGCGUGCAGCCCGCUAGUCCAGCCCGGCCCGCGGGAGGAAGAUGGGGGGGGGCGCCGUGGGCGAUUCGCGGAAGGCGCAGGUUCUCGCGUGGGAACUGCGCUUGCAGCUUCGGUUGCUCUGGCGGGCAGAAAGUGGGGUUUCCUCCUUCCCCGUUUGUGGUGUUUUCCUAAAGAGUCAGAAGCGCCUCCUCCUCCUCCCUCUUCCAAAUUUCUGGUUGGGAGGAAAAGAGCCUGGGGACUUCUCUUUAAAAAAAUAAUAAUAAAAGUAAUGGACUCAAGCGAGGCCUCUUGGAAAGAACAAGCUUAGAAUUGUCAGCCAGAUUUUCCACCACAGACCAAGCGAUUUUAUCAGCAGGGAGGACGUUUCUGUUGUUCACAUGCCCUGGGAUCAUAGCUCAGGAAAGGCUGUGUAAGAGGAGUGGGGGAAAGAAGGAGGGCUGAUACUUUAUUCAGGAUUUUUAAAGCUGCCCACCUGUAUCAGGUCUCCCCUCCCUCCCUUCCUGCUCUUUCCCACCCUUUCCUCCAGCUUGGCAUCCCAGAGUCUUGGCCCUUUGAAUCUCAGAAAUGGGCCUAGCUGCAGCCUCAAAAAAUCCUUAGGGACAUCACAUUGGAGAGGGAUAACCUCUCUGUUUUCCACCACCCAAAUCCCCUGGGAAGAGAAAUAGAUAGCAGUAAACAGCAAGUGUAGCAGAUGAUGGUGCUGUUUUGCACAGUGAAUUUAAUUAGAUCAAUUAAUGAUCUUGAAGCUGCAACUAGAAAACAUGAACAGUUGGGUUAGCUUUAACUUUGACGCUUGGAAAGCAAUAUUGUCCAAACUAGGAAAGUGGGAUUAUUUGAUACCUUAGUAGUAUGAAGUUCCUGUCUGCUUUUUGCUCAAACAUAUCAGCUUGUUAGGGGAUGGCUGAGUUUCUCUGUACUGUGAAUAGGAAGCAGGUAAUGGAACAAUGAAGGACACCAAAGGGAAGACUUUGCAAGAGAAGGAGAAGGGCUUUGAACCUCAAGUUGAGCUGCAUUUCACCAUAUUGGAAGAAUCCGAAGGAGGCAUUUCUCAGGGGAAACUCUGGCCCUGCGAGAUUGAUGCAGGGCUACGACCCGACAGCUCCUGUCAGCCUGAUCCCGAUGAUGAAUUACUUUAUUCUGAUCAGUCACGGUCCUUGCCGAAAGUACAGAGGCUACAGCCAGAACCUGACAGGAGUGCCCAGGAGAGAGGAGUGGAAAUGUACCCUCAGCCCGGUUCUAAGCAGCAGGUCGAGCUUCAUUUUACAAUCCUGGAGGAAUCCGAAGGGGGCAUUUCGGAAGGUAAACUCUGUGCAAGUGAGAUAGGGCGGGAUGAGUCGCCGGAGGUGAGCUCCCCAGAACGGCAGUGGGACAGGUCUGUUCAGUGGAGUGAGAAAGCCGGUCAGCCAUCUGGUGUGAAGGAAUCUCUCCCAGCUGAGGACAGACCAGAAGCUGAGGCUAAAAGGCCCGUCCUCCAGCCAGAGAGCUCUGACCAGCAGGUAGAGCUCCAUUUUACCAUUUUCAAUGAUCCUGAGGAAAGGAGACUUUCUCAGGGACCAGAGGACUAUCCGGUCUGGGAAAGCCCAUUUAAACCAGCGCUUUAUCAAGGUGACUAUCCCAAAGAAAUUUGGGAUGCAUCCAUUGAUAGUCUUGGAGAUGUCUUUGAAGCAUCUUUCCAGCAGCAAUUCUACUCCGAAGGAAGGCUACACCCCUGUACCGAAUGCGGCCGAGUUUUUAACCGGAAGUCAACCCUGACCCGACACUGGCGGACCCACACUGGUGAGAAGCCGUACUCAUGCCUCUAUUGCGGGCGGAGUUUCAGCCUGAAUCUCAAUCUUCAUACCCAUCAGAUGACCCACACGGGAGAGAAACCCUACAAAUGUCCAGACUGUGGGCAAAGCUUCACCCGUAGCACAAGUGUCACCAGGCACCAGAGAAGCCACAGAGAGGAAGGCCUUUUCAAAAAUGACUUGUGGGAGGAUGCUUUCCCGUACCCGGUCCCGGUUCCCUUCACUUACCCGAUGCCUCUUCCGGUGGAGGAGAAGUCCUUCGUGUGCCCCAUUUGUGGGGAGGCCUUUACUCACGGUGGGAGCCUGAAUAGGCACUUGCGAACACAUGGGGUGGAGAGGCCUUAUAAGUGCAUGGUCUGUGGGGAAGGUUUCUGUUCUAUGUCAAAGCUUUACCGGCACGAGAGAAUCCACAUGGUGGACAAGCCCUACCACUGUGAAAUCUGCGGGAAGAGCUUUGCCGUCAAGUCAACGCUGACCCGGCACCAGAUGCUCCACCAGGCAGAGAGGCCCUACAUGUGUUCCCACUGUGAGAAGGGCUACGUUCAACGGAGUCACCUGGCCAGGCACCACCACAAGGCACAUCCUGGGGUCCCCUUUAACCCAGUUAAAGCGAACACUAUGCCUGCCACCAUUCUGGAUUCUGACAACUUAAUCACCUAUUUCUGGGGGGAUGAGGAUAUAGACACUACCCCAGAGCCUGUCCCAACUCAAUUGAUCUAUUCUGGAGCAGAUUGCUGAAGGACUUAAUCCUAGUCUGGAAUUCCCCGUUCUCCAGAGAGAACCUUGUCUUCUUAAAUCUCCAUGCACUGGGAUGCUUCUGAUCUCACUGUUUGGCGACACGAAGUGGAUUUUUAUGGUAGAAAAUCAAAUAAACCAACUUGGUUUUGUUGUGGACCCUCUUUGUGCCAAGACCCUUGUCCUGCCUUGUUACUCCUCAUGCCCAUAUGCCACAUCCACAUCUCCAGAAGAUAUGCCAUUGUUAUGGUCCCUUGCAGUCCGCUACAGAUGGUGCCAGUAUCCAAGUACUUGUAGGAGGCAGAGUCAGCAAAGAAUAAGAGAUGGGCAAUCAGCACCCUUCCUUCCAGGCGGAACCUGCUCAUACAAAUUUCUCUUAACUGGUGAACAGAACAGAAGCUGUGUGCCAUAGUUCUGGGCUCAAAGAACACCUGUAUUAUCUCUUGAUGCAAAUCUUCACGGGGAAAGGGAAUAGUCCAGCCUGUAGCAAGAUAUCUAGUUGUAGGUGACAUGUGGGAGCUUGGAAAUUCAUCUGAAACCAUUUUUGUGUGUAAUAAGGAUGUCUGUGGAGAUUCUCAACCAUCCCUGUCAUGGUUAUCCCAAAGGUGCUUUUUGGAAAAGGCAACUGGACUUAGUUUUUCCUUUCAUUUCCCUUCUUAUCCAAGAAGCUUCUUCGGUUCUGACUGUAGUAAGGAUGGGGAUUUUUUUUCCCUUAAAGGAAGCCUCUGCCUUGUUUUACUUCUUUUGGGGGGAGGGGGGUGUAAUGGAUGAACUUUUAAGAGAAAUGAGUAAAAUAUAGAAACAGAGAAAACAUAUCUAAAGGCUAUUAUUUGAUGCACAAACCAGAUGUCCUGUAAGAAAUGUCUAAGAUCUAGGCAGAAUAUAAAUAUUUUGAAGAAAUAAAUACAGGAAUAUGAUGAUACAGAAUUCUUAUUUUCUAUUUUGUUUUCCUAUUCUCCAAAUUUUCCCGUUGUCAUCUGAGCUGGUGGACUAUCACUAGUGCAGCUUUAAGAUUUGCAAGUUUCAAGAAAAACAACAGAGUCCAAGGGCCUCUUGCUCAUUCUAGGCCUACAUCCCGGCUCCAUUACUCCACCCACCCAUCCACCCACCCAGAAAUAGACAAAUUGUGCAUGCUUGUAAAAUAACAGAACAUAAAUGUUGUUC